AAACAUGAAAUGCAAUCGAUUGUAAAAUGCAUGCUACUCUAACGCACGUUUUUUUCUGGCCAGGUGUCCGGACUUGGUGAUAAAUCCGCGCUGCGUGAGCGGAGCAGCGUGUUUGUGUUGGGGGUUGGAUGCCAGGGGGCGCGUGAUCUCCCUAUUCCACCUCCUCGUGCGGAGAGCGUGAGAGCUCGGGACGGCAGCGCGGACUCCGGUCAGUGCCGAGCAGCGGGAAGAAAGUUUGCAGCUGAAGUGAGCGACAGCGCUGGGAAUGAAGUAGGAGAAGAAUUAAAAAGUUCCUCAGGAUGAAAACCUUUGCUUCGCUUUUGUUUGCAGUGACCACGCUGUUGUGCUGGUAUUGCAGCCAUGGUCAACAGAGAGGUUUGUUCCCAGCGGUAUUAAAUCUUGCCACCAUGGCUGAAAUCAGUGCCAAUGCCACAUGUGGUGAGAGUGAACCUGAGAUGUAUUGCAAGUUGGUCGAACACGUCCCGGGAAGACCAUUUAGGAACCCACAGUGCAGAAUCUGUUCCUUGACUAGCAGAAAUCCAAGGGAACGACAUCCAAUAACAAAUGCAAUUGAUGGCACAAACCGCUGGUGGCAAAGUCCCAGCAUAAAGAAUGGAAUGGAUUACCAUUACGUGACUAUCACUCUGGAUCUUAAACAGGUGUUCCAGAUUGCCUAUGUUAUAAUAAAGGCUGCAAAUUCUCCACGUCCUGGGAAUUGGAUCUUAGAGCGUUCAAUUGAUGGCAUCACAUACAAACCAUGGCAAUACUAUGCUAUAACAGAUACAGAGUGUCUGACCCGCUACAACAUUGUGCCUCGGGCAGGCAAUCCAAUAUAUGUGGCGGAUGAUGAAGUUAUUUGUACCUCAUUUUACUCAAAAAUCCAUCCCCUGGAAAAUGGUGAGAUCCACACUUCUCUGAUUAAUGGAAGACCCAGUGCAGAAGAUCCAUCCUCGACUCUGCUGGAGUUUACUUCUGCUCGCUACAUACGUCUGAAGCUUCAGAGAAUUAGGACACUCAAUGCAGAUCUUAUGACAUUAGCAUAUAAUGAUGCAAAGGAUAUUGAUCCUAUUGUAACCAGAAGGUAUUACUACUCUCUGAAAGAUAUUUCUGUUGGUGGGAUGUGCAUCUGCUACGGACAUGCAAGUGCUUGCCCGCUCAAUCCGGUAACCAAUAAAUUUAGCUGUGAAUGUGAGCACAACACCUGUGGAGAAAGUUGUGAUCGUUGCUGCCCUGGAUUCCAUCAGAAACGAUGGGAAGCUGGAACAAUUUACAGUAGCAAGCUAUGUGAGCAAUGUAAUUGCCAUGGAAAAGCUCAUGAUUGCUACUUUGACCAGAAUGUAGCAGACAGGAGACUGAGUUUAAACAUACGAGGAGAAUAUAUUGGAGGUGGCGUGUGCAUUGAUUGUGUGAACAACACAGCUGGAAUAAAUUGUGAAACCUGCACUGAUGAAUUCUUCCGACCUGCAUGGGUUUCUCCUUAUGAACCAAGCCCAUGUGUCCCUUGCUCUUGCAAUUUAAUUGGGUCUUUGAAUAAUAAAUGCAUCAAGGAUGACAAACAUACUGAAGGAGGUCUAACUUCAGGCUCGUGCUAUUGCAAGGCUGGUUAUGGAGGAGAGAAGUGUGACUACUGUGCAUUUGGUUUUACUGGAUUUCCGGAAUGCAUUCAGUGUGACUGUAGUAUUGAAGGAAGCUUGAAUUCUGAUCCUUGUUCUGGAGAAUGUAUUUGUAAGGCCAACACUGAAGGAAAGAACUGUGGCCAAUGCAAAAGAGGGUUCUUCAAUUUGAAAUUAGAGAACUAUAAAGGCUGUGACCAGUGCUUCUGUUCUGGGGUAGCCAGUGAAUGCCAAAGUUCUACUUGGGGGUAUGAUAACGUGACUUCCAUGGCUAAUUGGUCCGUCAGUGAUAUACAAGGAAUUUUCACUAUUUAUCCUAGGCAAGGUGCCUUGGAUGGAAUACUGAGCGUUUACAAUCUGAUGCAGAGCAGGAUUUCACCACCGGUGUAUUACUGGAUUGCACCCAAUGCAUAUCUGGGCCAAAAGCUGGCAGCAUAUGGAGGGAAACUGAUUUUCACCAUCUCUGACUCCGCCACAGAAGACCUGCUACAAAAGCAGAAAUCUCAGGUCUUCUUAGAGGGUAACGGUAUCCACAUAAGCAGUGAUGUUGAAAGGAUUGAACGGGAUCCAUUGAAUAAGCACACAAAAAUGAUAGUUCUACAACCUGAGAACUUUAUCAUUCAUACAACUGGGUCACCUGUGAAUAGAAAGGACUUCAUGACUGUUCUGGCAAACAUUACCCGUCUUUCAAUACAAGCCACCUAUAACAAUGAUCGCACUGCCAUCUAUAGGUUGAGCUCUGUUGUGCUGCAGACAGCUAAUCAAAAUUCAUUAGGCCCAAACAGAGCUUCAGGUGUUGAGAUUUGCCGAUGUCCCCCAGAGUACCGUGGCACUUCUUGUGAAUCCUGUGCGCCUGGAUACAGACGAAUCAAUGGCACCCUCUAUGGAGGAGUCUGUGUACCAUGUUUUUGCCACGGCCAUUCUGCCUCCUGUGAUGACAUUACUGGGGAAUGUUUGAACUGUCAACAUGAGACAGCUGGUCCGUUUUGUGAUAGAUGUCGGCCUGGGUUUUAUGGAGAUGCUACUCGGGGAACACCUAGAGACUGCCAGCCAUGCAGCUGCCCUUUACUAAUUACCACAAAUAACUUUAGUCCGACCUGUCACUUGGAUUCCAGGGGAGAGAUAAUAUGUGAUCAGUGUCUUCCUGGUUAUACAGGGCCAAGAUGUGACAGAUGCUCUGAAGGGUACUUUGGACACCCCAGUAAUCCAGGUGGCUCAUGUCAACCCUGCCAGUGCAAUGGUAAUCUUGAUCUGUCAGCACCUGGCAGCUGCGAUACGUUGACAGGAGAAUGUCUACGAUGCAUUGAGGCAUUUAGCGGUCAGUUUUGUGAUGAAUGCGCUGAUGGAUUCUUCGGGGAUGCUGUUAUAAUCCGGAAUUGCCAACCCUGUGAAUGCCACGCCAAUGGAUCAGUUGCCGAGCUUUGUGACAAGCAGACUGGACAAUGCCAGUGCAAACACAAUGUUGCAGGAAGACGGUGUGAUCAUUGUUUGAGUUCAACUUAUUAUCUCCAUUCUUCAAGGGGCUGUGUACCUUGUAAUUGCAAUUCUUUUGGAUCCAAAUCUUUUGACUGUAAUGAUAAAGGGCAAUGCAAAUGUCAGCCUGGAGUGACAGGUCUGAAAUGUGACAGAUGUGCUGGUGGCUUCUACAGCUUUCAGGAAGGAGGAUGUAUCCAAUGUGAAUGUGCCCAUGUCGGCAAUCAUUGCGAUUCAGAAACUGGCCAGUGUAUCUGUCCUCCAAAUACAGUGGGUGAAAAGUGUGACAAGUGCGCGGCGAAUUUCUGGGGUCAUAACUUAAUCAGUGGAUGUAAACCCUGCAACUGCGUUGCUGUGGGAUCUUUAAACCUUCAGUGUGACGAUGUAACAGGUUGCUGCUUCUGCCGACCAGAGUUUACAGGAGAUAAGUGUAACCAAUGUAGGACGGGUUACUGGGAUUAUCCACAGUGUAAGCAUUGUGACUGUAACCUGUCAGGGACAGCAAGUCACACGUGUGAUGAGAUGGGAGUUUGUUCAUGUGCAGAAUAUAGCGGGCAGUGUAACUGUAAGAUGAAUGUGGAAGGGAUUAGUUGUGACAGGUGCAAGACUGGUUUCUUUGCACUCCACUCCAGCAAUCCUUAUGGGUGCAGUAGCUGUUACUGCUCAGGUGUGACUUCACAAUGCACUGAAGCGAAAGGACUGAUGUACAGGAAAAUGAUUCUUAAACCUGGCCAGACUGUCCUGGAAAUAGUAAAUAAAUUCAAUGAUCGAAAAACAACAGAUGGUGUCUUUUAUCAGCAUCCAGAAAUUGUAGCUGAUGUUGCAAGAGUGAUCAAACAUCUUCACUAUGAACCUUUUUAUUGGAAGCUUCCAGAGCAGUUUGAAGGGGAAAAGCUCUAUGCUUAUGGCGGCAAGCUGAGGUAUGCCAUUUACUUUGAAGCGAGAGAAGAAGUGGGUCGGUCCAGCUAUGAGCCACAAAUUAUCCUGAGAGGUGGUCCAACAAGCGGGAUGAUUAUUGUGCGCCAUUUAUCUGCACCUCAGAUUGGUCAGCUGACCAGACAUGAGGUGGAGCUCACUGAGCAUGAAUGGAAAUAUGCCCAUUCACCAGAUGGCGGACCUGUGUCUCGCAAAGACUUCAUGGAUGUGUUACUUGACAUUGAUUCUAUCCUCAUCAAGGCAUCUUAUGGGACUUUUAUGAGACAAACCAGGAUCUCUGAGAUCUCUAUGGAAGUGGCUGACAUCAGUGGCAGCUACUCAGUGGCAGAAGGUGCCUAUCAGAUUGAACAAUGCUUUUGUCCUGAAGGAUAUUUUGGCCUCUCAUGCCAGAGUUGUAUUUCAGGUUAUUAUAGAUUUCCACUGAGAACAGAUAGCAGAGAUCCAACACCUGUAGUGGGAAGCUGUGUACCCUGUCAGUGCAAUGGCCACAGUGACAUCUGUGACCAGAAGACUUCCAUAUGCCAGAAUUGCCGUGAUAACACAGCUGGUGACCAUUGUGAAGUGUGUGCUCCUGGAUAUUAUGGGAUUGUAAGAGGAUUUCCAAAUGACUGCUACCCUUGUGCUUGUCCUCUUCAAAUCUCCAGUAAUAAUUUUAGUCCAACCUGUAUUAUGGAAGGGCAUAAUGCUUAUCGAUGUAACGCAUGUCAGGAAGGAUAUGAGGGGCCAUACUGUGAGAGGUGUGCACAGGGUUACUAUGGUAAUCCGAGAAUUGAAGGAAGUGGUUGCGUUCAAUGUGAGUGUGAUGCUAUUGGUUCGUUACCUGAACCAUGUGACACAGUCACUGGUCAGUGUAAUUGCAGACCAGGAAUGAGGGGCUGGACCUGCGAUAAAUGCAUGGAGUGGCAUGCGCGUGAAGGCAUGGAGUGUGUCUCUUGUGAUGAUAAAUGCACUGGACUUCUGCUGCAUGACCUUGAAAAUCUUAACCAAAUGAUCACAAGGCUGAAUCUCUCUGGACCCUUUCCUCCUCCUUAUAAGGUGCUUUUUAGAUAUGAAAAUGUUUCUCAAGAAUUGAAGUAUCUAAUGUCACCACAGAGAGCUCCUGAAAGACUCCUACAGCUGGCCGAUAGUCACCUGGAUACCUUGGUAACAGAGAUGGAUGAGUUACUGAACAGGACAUCGAAAGUUUCCGCAGAUGGUGAGCAAACAGAUAAAGACACCGAAAAGACACUCAAACGAGCAAUGGAGUUAGAAAAAUCCAUUAAAUCUGUUGUGUUUGCUGCUGAAGAUUUAAAGGACAAAAGUAAAAAGUUAAAUGAAACCAUUCGAAUCAGAGAUGGGGUUUCAGAGAUACAUCUGCAACACAUGCAGAAGGAUAUUGAAAGUAUGCUGGCAAGGAUGCGAGGGCGAUCAUUUGAUAAGCAUGAGGAAAUGGCUGAUGAUGAACUUGAUGCUGCCAAUGCACUUUUAGAGAGAGUGAAAAGGAUGUUUGGCAAUCCCCAUAAAACCACUCAGGGGCUGAAGGAUGAAGUUAUGGACAAAAUAACUGAUUACAAAGAUAAAUUUGAUGAAGCCCAGGAACUCUUGAAAGAAGCACGAGCAAAAAUUGAAGAGACUGACCGCUUGUCUUCUGUUAAUCAAAAAAAUAUAACUGCACUGGAGAAAAGAAAGCAGGAAGUUGAAGAAGGUAAAAAGGAUACUGAAGAUGUAAUUGAGGAAGGCCAUGAUCUCGUGGCUGAAGCCAAGAAUCUCUUGGAUAAUAUCUCAUUGGAACUGGAUGAACUAAAAGAGAAAAAGCAUAUGGAGCCAUUAACUACAGAGCUAAAAGAUAAACUGGAUAAAUUGUCAGCAGGAAUUUAUGAUGAGAAGCUUCCGGAACUGGUCUUGAGUGCAGAAUAUCAUGCUGCAGUAUUGAAUGACUCGUCUGCAAUCCUGGAUGGCAUCCUUGCAGAAGCCAAGAACCUGUCCUUUAAUGCAACUGCUGCCUUCAGAGCCUAUACUAAUAUCAAAGAAAAAAUUGAUGAAGCUGAAAAAAUAGCAAAAGAAGCCAAGGACACGGCCAAUCAGGCUGUGAGACUGGUAUCUGGUCCAGAUGGAUCUAUGAAAGAUACUGCCAAGAGCUCACUACAGAAGAGUUUUAAACAGUUGAAUGAGGCCCAGCGUGUGGGGGCAGAUGUAAAGGAAAGAGAAGAUGACUUGAAAAAUUUACAAAAUAGGCUGAAGGAUGGUGCAAUGAAAAAUAAAAACAUGAUGAAAGCCUUGAAUGAUAGUCUUGCAAAACUUAGUGCCAUUCCUGAUGAGGCAAAGUUCAAGAUACAAGCAGCUAAAGAUAAAGCGAAACAGGCAAAUGAUACGGCAAAUGCAGUGCUGGCAGAAAUAAAAAACUUGAACCAGAAUUUACUUGGAUUGCAGGACAACUGCAGUAAAUUGAAAGAAGAUGUUGCGAGAGCAAAUGCUGCCAUUAAUACUCCAGCUAAAGCAAUUGCUGAUGCUGAUAUGAAAGUUAAAGAGUUAGAAGAAAAAGCAGAUAGUUUGCUGGAUAAACUGAAGCCUAUCAAAAAUCUACAGGACACAAUUGGAAAAAAUAUUUCUCACAUCAAAGAGCUAAUAAAUCAAGCUCGAAAACAUGCCAACUCUAUCAAAGUUUCUGUCUCAUCUGGUGGAGACUGUAUCCGCACAUAUCGACCAGACAUUAAAAAAGGGACUUACAAUUCUAUUGUUCUGAAUGUAAAGACAUCAGAGCUUGAGAAUCUAUUAUUUUACCUUGGAAGUGCCAAAUAUACUGAUUUCUUAGCAAUUGAGAUGCGUAAAGGCAAAGUCAACUUCCUGUGGGACGUGGGAUCUGGUGUCGGGCGUGUUGAAUAUCCAGAUUUGAUCAUUAAUGACCAGUAUUGGUACAGAAUCGAAGCCUCAAGGUUUAGAAGAAAUGGUACAAUUUCUGUACGUGCAUUGGAUGGUCCAAGAGCAAGCAUCCUGCCAACAGUUUACAGCGGAGUCUCACCUGAAGGCUACACAAUACUUGAUGUGGAUGCAAAUGCUUAUUUGUUUGUCGGUGGUUUAACAGGCGAAGUAAAGAAAUCAGAUGUAGUCAAAACAACUACAUUCUCUGGAUGUAUGGGUGAAACUUCAUUGGAUCGUAAGCCAAUUGGAUUGUGGAAUUACAGAGAGAGACAGGGAGAGUGCAAAGGCUGUGUCGUAAGCCCACAACCCACUGAAACUGAAGGGACAGUGCAGUUUGAUGGAGAAGGUUAUGCAGGUGUUAGUCGACCAACUCGAUGGAACCCAAAUGUGUCAGCGAUUGCUUUCAAAUUUAAAACGUUUUCUUCAGAUGCACUUCUCAUGUAUCUUGCCACAAAAGACCUGCGAGAUUUCAUGAGUGUUGAACUGACUAAUGGGCGAAUAAAGGUCAGCUAUGACCUAGGCUCAGGUACAGCUAAUGUCACCAGUACAGAACGUCACAAUGAUGGAAAGUGGAAAUCCUUCACAUUAUCAAGAAUUCUGAAACAAGCAAAUAUUUCCAUACAUGAUGUAAUAACAAAUAAAGAAGAACGCCUACACAUGAACUCUCCUGGAACCAACUUUGGUCUCAAUCUGAAAAAUAAUGACAAGAUAUAUUUUGGUGGCCUGCCUAUAAUACAAAAUUUAAGGCCUGAAGUCAAUCUGAAGAAAUAUAGUGGGUGUCUCAGAGAUAUAGAGAUCUCACAGUCGCCAUACAAUUUAUUAAGUGGCACAGAUUACCUGGGCUUGACAAAAGGCUGCACGUUAGAGAACGUCUACACUGUGAGCUUCCAUAAGCCUGGAUUUGUCGAGCUUCAGCCACACUCACUGAAUGUUGGCACCGAAAUAUCGCUGUCUUUCAGCACUAAAAAUGAGACUGGAAUGAUACUUUAUGGAAGCGGAAAGGCUUCAGCUCAGUUUGGGAGAAAACGCCGCCAAACAGGACAGGUUUAUUAUAAAGUUUUCCUGAACAGAGGGCGCUUGGAAGUGCAUCUUGCCACUGGAGCUCGUGAACAUCGGCGUGUUACUGUCAAGCCAGAAACAGGAGUGUUCAGUGAUGGAAAGGAACAUAGUGUUAGACUACAUAGAUCUAAGGGCUUGCUCACAGUGCAGGUGGAUGAAGAAGAACCUCAAAGACAGCGGCUACCUAAUGACCAACCUCUGAGCAUUAAGCGGCUGUUUGUAGGAGGCGUUCCCCUCUCAUUCCAAGCUAGUCAUUUAAGGAAUAUCGUCCAUUUUGAAGGUUGCAUUUGGAACUUGGUCGUUAACUCAGUGCCUUUAGAUUUUGCUCAGCCGGUAUCUUUUGAGAAUGCAGACAUUGGGAGGUGCCCAAUUCUAAAACCUUCAAAACCAGUUGUGAAAGAAGAUGAGACUGAAGCACCAACUGGAACCCCAGCUGAAAUCUCUCCAAGACCCAUCCCAGACAUAAGAAUUCCUACACCAUCUCCUACAUCCUGUGCUGCUGACCUUUCUCCUAUUGUGCUGGCAAAAGCCAAGUACUUUGGCUUAUCCAAAAACAGUCACGUUGCCAUCGAAUUUGAUGACACCAAAGUCAAAUCCAGGCUCACAAUAGAGUUUGAAAUACGAACAGAGGCUGAAUCUGGUCUUGUAUUUUAUAUGGCCAGAAUUAACCACGCAGACUUUGCAACUAUUCAGAUAAAAGAUGGAAUGCCUCAUUUCAGCUAUGACCUUGGAAGUGGAAAUGCCAGUGCUAUUAUUCACAAGAAGAUAAAUGAUGGUGAAUGGCAUAAGAUAAGAAUUGAGCGAGAUAAAAAGAGAGUAACAGUGACAACUGGUGUCAGUGUGGCAACUACAGUCAGCCCUAAAAAUGCAGAUAUCUUGGAUGUUGUGGGAAUGAUUUACAUCGGAGGAUUGCCUAAGAACUACACUACACGAAGAAUUGGCCGUGUAGUCUACAGUAUAAACGCUUGCAUCCGUAACUUUAAACUGAAUGACAACACUCUUGAUCUGGAUAAUCCAGCCUCCAGCCUGGAUGUUGGCACCUGUUUUCUCAACAGUCAAAAAGGAACUUACUUUGAUGGAACGGGAUUUGCUAAACCAGUUCCACGUUAUAGGGUUGGAAUAGAUCUACAGAUCGAGUUUGAUUUUCGCACUACACAGAGGAGUGCCGUCUUAUUGGGAAUCAGCAGUCAGAGAGUAGAUGGACUGGGCGUUGAACUAGUCAGUGGAAAAAUUUAUGUUCACAAUGAUAACGGAGCUGGAGUAUUUACUGCUGUCUAUGAGCCUUUGCACUUCACUGAGCUGUGUCGUGGACAGUGGCACAAUGUAGUAGUCAAAAAAAUCAAACACCGUUUGGAACUGACAGUUGAUGGAAAGAGAGUGGAAGGCAGUAGCCCGAUUGUAACAUCCACUGCAACUGACACCAAUGAUCCAGUCUUCAUUGGAGGUUAUCCAGAUGACAUGAAACAGUUAGGACUGACCAUUGAUACUCCUUUCAAAGGCUGCAUACGUAACCUGAAACUAACAAAGCCAAGUCAGACACUUGAAGUGGACUUCAGCAAAUCAGUGGAGCUCAAGGGAGUCCAACCACUCACCUGUCCAGCAUAAUGGAAUUAACCAGACUGUUUUAAAACAAAGAUGAAAGCAUAUAUGGUUUAGAGUAAGCCUGUAUCUUGUACAGGGCAAAAAUAAUUUUGGAGACUCAAAUUAAACUAUACCUUCAUAUUAUUUCUGUUAUUUUUCUUCUUUUUGCUAAACAUUGCAGGAUAGAAAAACGGCAGAGGGCAGUCAGUAGCGGAUCAGCAGGCUGUUAUAUGCAACUCUGAUAUUAAAUUGCUUUGCUGUCAAUGGAAUUAAAUGCAAGGCACAGCAUUUAAUGUUGAGCAAAUGCAAUAGCAUCCCUUUCACACUUAGUACAUUUCUUGUCCUGUGAGCUGAAGAACAUUUUGAGUUUUCAUUUAUUAAGUAAGGUUAAACAUAAGCCAGUUUUUUACCCUGUUGAUGCAAUUUCCUGUUCAAUAUUUGCAAUAUGUAGAAUCACCCACUAAUUUUCCUGCUCUUUUUUUUUCCUGUGUGUAACAUUGUAACCAGCAGUGUGCAAUAUGGUAUAACUAUAUCAGUAAACGUUUUUGAAGUGAAAGUCGUAGUUUCAUGUUUAAGUGAGGGCUGGCAAUUAAAAAAUUUGCUCUUUAUUAAAGA
This is a messenger RNA of Mobula hypostoma (lesser devil ray), 10175 nucleotides long. It is a transcript of the gene lama2, whose product is annotated as laminin, alpha 2. Gene Ontology annotation, cellular component: basement membrane. The coding region runs from base 300 to 9584 and encodes 3094 amino acids. Lineage: Eukaryota; Metazoa; Chordata; Chondrichthyes; Myliobatiformes; Myliobatidae. Gene Ontology annotation, molecular function: signaling receptor binding. The record is from RefSeq and is a predicted model, not a curated record. Gene Ontology annotation, biological process: regulation of cell migration; regulation of embryonic development; animal organ morphogenesis. The transcript has 63 exons.